Molecule: messenger RNA, 1781 nt
Organism: Callithrix jacchus (white-tufted-ear marmoset)
Lineage: Eukaryota; Metazoa; Chordata; Mammalia; Primates; Cebidae
Gene: AP1M2
Product: adaptor related protein complex 1 subunit mu 2
Biological process (GO): vesicle-mediated transport; intracellular protein transport
Cellular component (GO): clathrin adaptor complex
Source: RefSeq, a predicted model, not a curated record
ACGCACACACCUGGGCGCUCACCUGGGCGCAGGCGCUUCCGCAGGAAGAAGGAAGCGGCGCUGCCGUCGCCUCCCCGCGCUCCCUCCCCGCCUCCUAGGUCCCUGGGCCGCCACCAUGUCCGCCUCGGCUGUCUUCAUUCUCGACGUCAAGGGCAAGCCCCUGAUCAGCCGCAACUACAAGGGCGAUGUGCCCAUGAGCAAGAUUGAGCACUUCAUGCCUUUGCUGGUGCAGCGGGAGGAGGAGGGUGCCCUCACCCCGCUGCUGAGCUACGGCGAGGUCCACUUCCUAUGGAUCAAACACAGCAACCUCUACCUGGUGGCCACCACAUUGAAGAACGCCAAUGCCUCACUGGUGUACUCCUUCCUGUAUAAGACCAUCGAGGUAUUCUGUGAAUACUUCAAGGAGCUGGAGGAGGAGAGCAUCCGGGACAACUUUGUCAUCGUCUAUGAGUUGCUGGAUGAGCUCAUGGACUUUGGCUUCCCACAGACCACCGACAGCAAGAUCCUGCAGGAGUACAUCACUCAGCAGAGCAACAAGCUGGAGACGGGCAAAUCACGAGUGCCACCCACUGUCACCAAUGCUGUGUCCUGGCGCUCUGAGGGUAUCAAGUAUAAGAAGAACGAGGUCUUCAUCGAUGUCAUAGAGUCUGUCAACCUGCUGGUCAAUGCCAACGGCAGCGUCCUGCUGAGCGAGAUCGUUGGUAGCAUCAAGCUCAAGGUGUUUCUGUCGGGAAUGCCUGAGCUGCGGCUGGGCCUCAAUGACCGCGUGCUCUUUGAGCUCACUGGCCUUUCAGGCAGCAAGAACAAAUCGGUGGAGCUGGAGGAUGUGAAAUUCCACCAGUGUGUGCGGCUCUCACGCUUUGACAAUGACCGCACCAUCUCCUUCAUCCCGCCUGAUGGUGACUUUGAGCUCAUGUCCUACCGCCUCAGCACCCAGGUGAAGCCACUGAUCUGGAUUGAGUCUGUCAUUGAGAAGUUCUCCCACAGCCGUGUGGAGAUCAUGGUCAAGGCCAAGGGGCAGUUUAAGAAACAGUCAGUGGCCAACGGUGUGGAGAUAUCUGUGCCUGUGCCUAGUGAUGCCGACUCCCCCAGAUUCAAGACCAGUGUGGGCAGCGCCAAGUAUGUGCCAGAGAAAAACGUUGUGAUUUGGAGUAUUAAGUCUUUCCCGGGGGGCAAGGAGUACUUGAUGCGAGCCCACUUUGGCCUCCCCAGCGUGGAGAAGGAGGAGGUGGAGGGCCGGCCCCCUAUCGGGGUCAGGUUUGAGAUCCCCUACUUCACCGUCUCUGGGAUCCAGGUCCGAUACAUGAAGAUCAUUGAGAAAAGCGGUUACCAGGCCCUGCCCUGGGUUCGCUACAUCACCCAGAGUGGCGAUUACCAACUUCGUACCAGCUAGAAGGGAGAAGAGAUGCGGACUUGAACAGGAGGCUUCCUUACAGCCCCGGCUGCAGAUUUUAAGAGGGAAGGUGCGGGCUUUGCGUGUCUGUGAGGGCAGGCCUGUACUUGGCAGUUUCUCGCUCCCAGCACCGGCCCCUUCCUCACCUCUUCCUUACUCCAUAGGCUGGGAGAGAAACUCUCUGCUUCCCUCGCCCUUGGAGUUUUCCCUGUCCUCCUGAUUUUAUAUGAAGAAAUAGAAAAGGGGCUUGAAGUCCCCGUGGCGAGUGCCUUUUUUGCAAUGACCUGCCUUAGCGCGUGUUGCAGGUCCCUCCUUCACAGCUGCUGAGCCCAGAGGCCCCGCUGGCCCCUCCUCUGAAUUUUAGGAUGUCAUUAAAAAGAUGAAUCUA